AUAAAUUUUACAUCAUUCGAAAGUUCUCAGUGACAGGAACCCAAAAAUAUCACAUUGAUUGUAAUCAAAUUUUAAACAAUUGUCAAAACUACCAUUCAAAAAUCAUUUUAAAUGAUUCGAAGGCUCAAUCGUCGAGAGCGCGAUCAGUUUGUUUUGGUUGAUUCUCUUCUUCCAUCAAUGAAUUCUUCAUCGUCGUCGCAGCCUACUUGUCUCCGACUUUGAUCGCAUGCGGCUCAUUCCUCUCUCAGCUUUCGCGCACAUAUACUACAGCAGAACAUUUGCCGGUGAGCGGCUCAACACUGCUGCACGUGGUGUUUGAUAGUAUGCGCGGCAUAUUUUCAAACUACUGAAUAAAAAUGACGAUCGAUAAAAAUCUAAUUGAAAGAUAAUGGAUUAUGUUUAAGUUUGUGCCUAAAAAUGGUUUAUGAUGGAACCAUCAACAGUAUAGACAAUUUUUCAAGUAUUUUAAUACAUAACAUACAUAAACUUAGCCCGUGCAACAUAAUCAAGAUGUUAUAUCUUAAGACUAAACCACUGCACCAUGUGGAUACCCCCUUCGAGACGGCCACUUUCGGAAUGGGCUGCUACUGGGGCUGUGAUUCCCUGUUCGGGGCUACCAAGGGGGUUUUGAGAACCCGAGUUGGUUAUGCCGCUGGAACCACGGAGAAUCCGAGAAGCAAGCAUGUAGGUGAUCACGUCGAAGUGAUCGAGAUCCAUUUUGAUCCCAAGGAGAUCUCCUACAAGCAAUUGUUGGAGAUGUUUUGGAACAACCAUGAAUAUCGGGCAUCGGCGCGUUUGAAACGGGAGUACAUGAGCAUGAUAAUGUAUCACAGCGAGGAGCAUCGACAGCAGGCAGAAGCUAGCAAAGUCGAGCAACAAGCCAAGGAAGGAGAUGAAGUUGUUGUCACGGAAAUCGUUCCAGAAAGCCAUCUGUAUCCGGCAGCGAAUCAUAAUCAAAAAUAUCGGUUACAAGGACAUGAGGACCUGGCCAAGGGUCUAGAUUUGACGCCGGAGUUGUUGCAAACAUCCCACGUAGCUGCAAGGCUGAACGGAUAUUUGGUAGGAGUCGGUGGAUUGGACCAGUUCGAAGCGGAAGUCGGCAAGCUGGGAUUGACUGAGGAACAGGCUCAAUAUGUGCGCAAUUAUCUCAUCCAAAAUGAAGGAGGUGCUCUAUCUUGUUGAUCAAGAGUAAACAAUCAACGAUCUUUCAAGAAUGUGUGACAGCAAUUCGCUGCAUCGUGAUGCAGCAGUGAUAACAAACUGAUGUGGGGUAUCAUUUUAUGAAACAAUAAAUUGUUUUGGACACUGGAAAAUCGCUUCCUUUUUUUGUGCUUAUCAAAAACUUUCUGUUUUUGUUUGGGUUUCAAUGUAAACAA
Messenger RNA from Aedes albopictus (Asian tiger mosquito), 1376 nucleotides. Its product is annotated as peptide methionine sulfoxide reductase-like. The transcript has 4 exons. NCBI's taxonomy places the organism in Eukaryota, Metazoa, Arthropoda, Insecta, Diptera, Culicidae. Gene Ontology annotation, molecular function: peptide-methionine (S)-S-oxide reductase activity. The record is from RefSeq and is a predicted model, not a curated record. Bases 418 to 1182 code for a protein of 254 amino acids.